Messenger RNA from Myotis myotis, 489 nucleotides. It is a transcript of the gene SPINT4, whose product is annotated as serine peptidase inhibitor, Kunitz type 4. Bases 1 to 489 code for a protein of 162 amino acids. The record is from RefSeq and is a predicted model, not a curated record. Gene Ontology annotation, molecular function: serine-type endopeptidase inhibitor activity. The transcript is spliced from 3 exons. Lineage: Eukaryota; Metazoa; Chordata; Mammalia; Chiroptera; Vespertilionidae.
AUGAAGCCUGCUGAGUUGAGAUUUCUUCUAGAGCUCUUCAUCUUCAUCUUACUGGCUACCCCAUUCAUGGGUGGUGUUGUUAGACUUACUGAGCGGAUAUGUGGAGAUCUCAAAGAUCCCUGCCUUAUGGACCUGAAUUCUGGCAGCUGCUAUGAAGUCCAUUUUAGAUAUUUCUACAACUACACCUCCAAAAGAUGUCAAAGUUUUGUCUUCUCUGGCUGUGAUGGCAACCUUAACAACUACAAUCUUAAACUAGAAUGUCAAAUAGCCUGUGAGGAAGAGUACAAAGUACCCAACAUGGUGUUUUAUACAACUAAGCUGGCUCCCAGCCCACAGUUGACCAUUCCCCAGUCACAGGAACUAGAAGAAGCGCGAGAGGGCUAUGGUAUGGCUGAUUCCCAGGAGAGGGAGAUAGGGAGUGGCCAUGGGAGUAACUCAAAAGCAGAAAUUUUGUCCUACGAAUUUGAUACUCCUAGUGAAUCUUUGUAG